Messenger RNA from Radiomyces spectabilis, 2118 nucleotides. Its product is annotated as putative beta-adaptin. Gene Ontology annotation, biological process: intracellular protein transport; vesicle-mediated transport. The record is from RefSeq and is a predicted model, not a curated record. Bases 1 to 2118 code for a protein of 705 amino acids. Gene Ontology annotation, molecular function: clathrin binding. Lineage: Eukaryota; Fungi; Mucoromycota; Mucoromycetes; Mucorales; Radiomycetaceae. The transcript has 11 exons. Gene Ontology annotation, cellular component: membrane coat.
AUGUCGGAUGCAAAGUACUUUCAGCGAGGAAAAAUCCAGGAAUUGCGUGCAGAGCUCACUUCGGAAAAGCGCGAUCCGAAGCAUCAGCGCAAGAAGACAGUGAUGAAGAAAAUCGUGGCCAACAUGACCAUGGGCAACGAUAUGUCACCACUCUUCCCGGAUAUUCUAAACGUCAUGAAUGUUCCCAUUCUUGAAAUUAAAAAGAUGGUGUACUUGUACCUGAUUAAUUACGCUCGAAGCAAACCUGACAUGGCCAUGAUGGCCAUCACCAUGUUUAUCAAGGACGUUGAAGAUACCAAUCCGCUUAUUCGAGCUUUGGCUAUUCGUACGAUGGGCUAUAUACAGGUGGAGAAAAUUGUCGACUGUCUCAUUGAUCCUUUACGCCACUGUCUUCGUGAUCGUGAUCCUUAUGUGCGCAAAACGGCCGCUAUUUGUGUGGCCAAGCUCUACAUGUACGACAACGUUCUUGUUGAAAAUGAGCACUUUAUCGACAUGCUCAGAGAUCUUCUGACCGAUCCCAAUCCUACCGUGAUUGCAAAUGCAGUGGCUGCAUUGACAGAAAUUUCAGAACGCUCGGAACAUAUUCAGUUAAAGUUGAACCAUUCGAUUGCAAGCAAAUUGGCCGCUGCUCUGAAUGAGUGCUCAGAAUGGGGUCAGACUUAUAUAUUGGAAGCAUUGAUGUACUACGUACCGCAAGAAGCUGGCGAUGCGGAAAUGUUGGCCGAACGUAUCGCGCCUCGUUUGCAACAUGCCAAUUCGGCGGUGGUAUUGACCUGUGUCAAAGUCAUCAUGUAUUUGAUGAAUUACAUGAAGAACGAGAGUGAUAUUGUCGCCUUUUGCCGUAAAUUGAGUCCACCUUUGGUGACUUUGCUCUCUUCCCCUCCCGAGGUUCAGUACGUUGCUUUGCGUAAUAUUCUGCUGGUAAUUCAACGUCGACCAGAAGUGCUGCGAAAUGAUAUGAAAGUGUUCUUUUGCAAAUACAAUGAUCCGAUCUAUGUGAAAUUGGCAAAGCUCGAAAUUAUUUUCAGAUUAGCCAACAGUCAAAACGUUGAUCAAGUCCUGAGCGAAUUGAAAGAAUAUGCUGCCGAAGUCGAUGUGGAUUUCGUUCGGAAAGCUGUUCGGUCCAUUGGUCGUCUCGCCGUGAAGAUUGAAGCGGCCGCCGAACGAUGCAUUACCGCUUUACUAGAGCUUAUCCAUACCAAGGUCAAUUAUGUCGUACAGGAAGCGAUUGUCGUGAUCAAGGACAUUUUCCGCAAAUAUCCUAACCAAUACGAAAGCAUCAUUGGUACGCUUUGUGAAAAUUUGGAUAGUCUUGAUGAACCGGAAGCGAAAGCAGCCAUGAUUUGGAUUAUCGGUCAAUAUGCAGACCGUAUUGAGAAUGCCGACGAGUUAUUGGAUGAUUUCCUAUACACGUUUUUGGAAGAACCUGUCGAGGUUCAAUUGGCACUGUUGACAGCCACUGUGAAGCUCUUUAUUAAACGUCCCACGGCCGGCCAGGAUCUGGUACCCAAAGUACUCAAAUGGGCUACUGAAGAAGCGGAUAAUCCGGAUUUGCGUGAUCGCGGUUAUAUUUACUGGCGAUUGCUAUCCACGGACCCGGCUGCCGCCAAGGCCGUUGUGCUGUCAGAUAAACCAUCCAUAUCCACUGAAAGCGAUAAUAUGGAUCCUGCAUUCUUGGAUGAACUUUUGCUCCACAUCUCCAGUUUGGCAUCAAUAUACCAUAAGAGUCCUACCACUUUUAUCCAUCAUUACAAAUCACGGUUUUUAAUACCAUCACCUGCCCUCCAAAGACAGCCGACUUCAUCUACGUUCUUUUCUCCACAGCCUUCGCCGCAACAACCACAACAACAACAGCAGCAACAGCAACCAAUCUCAUCCCAAAUGCAGCAGGCUUUUCAAACAACAUCCUCACCGUCCGCCGUAGCACAGCAAUCACCUGCAGCAUUUAAUGAUCUAGGCUACAAUAGCGUUACGGCAAACAGAUUCUCCUUCAAUGGUAUCAACGGCCUCAACGGCUUACCAUCUGUCAAUCCAUAUGCUACAGAUAUCGUGAACCAGCAAAAUGUGCGACCAACACAACAAGCGGCUGGAGGCGUUGAUUUAUUGCUCGAUUUGUAA